Molecule: messenger RNA, 432 nt
Organism: Cotesia congregata
Lineage: Eukaryota; Metazoa; Arthropoda; Insecta; Hymenoptera; Braconidae
Source: the annotation of a GenBank genome assembly
AUGGCAUUGUUGAUUUCCAAGGGUACCGUCGAAGUAACCAUCAGGUAUGCAGAAUCGACUGCUUAUAAUGAAGAAUAUGUAACAGAACCUGACAUAUACACUUAUGAUGAUGAUAAAAUAUUUUUAAAUUAUACGGGAUAUUAUGCAGUAAUAAGCGCAACAAUGGGUGAAUAUAUCAUUGACUCUGGAAUCAGCAUACAAAUACCCUUUUGUGAAAUAUUGGACUUUGGGGCGGGAGCUUUUGUAAGCUUGUUGGGAUUUACUGAUGAUAAUUGCCCACCUAAACCGGGUGUAUACGGAAAUGAAGCUUAUCUCUUUCCAACAGAGGAGUUCGGAGAUGAUUUUCCCUCAAACCAAUAUAAAGUAGUUGUUGAAUUUAUAAACGAGAAUGAAUAUAUAAUGGCGUUGAGUAUAUUCUUUGACAUUAAAUAA